Paramecium tetraurelia is the source of this 3462-nucleotide messenger RNA. RefSeq lists its product as uncharacterized. The transcript has 22 exons. Lineage: Eukaryota; Ciliophora; Oligohymenophorea; Peniculida; Parameciidae. Gene Ontology annotation, molecular function: protein binding. The record is from RefSeq and is a predicted model, not a curated record.
AUGAUAUAAGAAAAGAGUCUAGAAUUACCAUGCUCUUUGGCUGAACACAAGAGCAAUAUUAAAAUGGUAUGUCUAAAUGAGCAGUGUAAAGAGUUUAGACUAUUUUGCAUGAAAUGCGUUUAAAAUAAGCAUCAUUCAACUCAUUUGUAAGAUUGGAUAGAUAUUCCUUAAUUUAUUGAAUAAAUAGAAAAUUUUGAGACUGAUUAUCAAAGUCUAAUGAUUGAGUUAUCUCAAGAUGUAAAUGCAAUUAUAUAGAAUUUUAAUAAUUUGAAGGAAGGAAUAAAAACAAAAUAUAUUUUAGACUAGGAGAGAAUUGAGAAAUUAAGUCUAAAAGAAAUAAAUGUAGUUGUCAGUUAAAUGUUGAAAUACAAAGAAUUUAAAGAAGAGACUAUUAAAACAAUUUAAGAGUAUGGAUCAAUGUUUAAUCAAUAAAUAAUAAAUUUGUAAAAUAAGUUAAUUGUAAGUGAAGAGAAAAAUAUGGAGGUCAAUCAAGUAGAUAAUUAAUCAAGUGAGAAGAUUAGUAGAUUAAGUGAAUAUAAAUAUUAAGAAGCUAUGUAAAAAGAUGGUGGAUUGAGUGAUAAAAUUAGUAUAUCAAGUGAUAAGAUAAGCAGAUCUAACGAGAAUAUUAGUGUACGAAGUCAAAAAAAUAACAUAUCAACUUAAAAAAAGAGCUAGUCGAGGGAAAAAAAAAUUGUUUCAAACCUUAAAGAUAUUCAGUAAUCAUUAGAACUUUGCGUUAAGGGUUAGAAGUUAACUGAGAAAUAAAUGUUUAAAGAAGCUAUUGAGAUGUUUAAUUAAUCAUUGGUUUUAAAUCCAAUUAAUUCUAAAGCCUUUUAUCUGAAAUCUUACGGUUUAAGGUUAACAGAAAAUUAUGACGAAGCCCUAGUUUGGGCUGAUAAAGUCCUUGAGAUAGAACCUAAUCAUAUAAAAGCUUUAGAUUGUAAAAUUUAUUGUCUAAGUAUUCUUGGAAAAUACAAAGAAGCAUUGGAUGUUAUUGAAAAAGUGUUGCAUAUAAACCCUAAUCAUUUAAAUUCUAUGAUUAAUAAAGUGAAUUGCUUAAGAGAACUAGGACAAUAUCAAAAAUCUAUUUAAUUGGCAGAUGUAGUCCUUAAAUAAGAUCCCAAAAAUAUAAAUAUCUUGUUUUGUAAAUUGUAUGGUUUAGUUAUGGUUGGUAAAUGUUAAGAGGCUCUUGAAUGUGCUGAGAAUGCUUUGGUUGAAAAUCCUAACAAUUCCAAAAUAUUAUAUUGUAAAAUUCAAAGUUUAUUUGGUCUCUAGAAGUAUGAAGAAGCGAUUCAAUUGAUAGAUAAAACUUUGAGUGAAGAUUCAAACCAAGUCAAUCUUUUAAGUGUUAAAGCAAAAAUCUUAUUUGUACAAAAAAAAACAAGUGAAGCGUAAAAAGUUGUUGACAAAGUAUUGGUAUAAGAUCCUAAUGAUAUUGAUGCCUUGGAAUGUAAAAUUGAAAUUUUAUAUUCCCUUGGGAAAUAUCGUGAGGCUAUUAAAUUAGCUGGUAAGAUUUUAACUAAGAAUCCCAAGCAUCUGAAUGCUUUAAUUUUUAAAAGUAUUGUUAAAAUAUUAUAAGCAAUGAGUUUAUUUAUGCGUAAAAAAUAUAAAAAGGUAGAAACUUAUGCUGAUAAAGUAUUGAGUAUUGACUCUAAUCAUCAAACAGCAUUGUUUUAUAAGGCAAAUAGUUUAAAAUAAGAAGGUAAUCAUAAGGAUGCGUUAAUUUGUAUAAACAAAUUGUUAGAGAAGGAUCCUAAAAAUUUAGAAUUAUUAUUAUUUAAAACUCAAAGUUUAUAUUUACUCGAUCAAUUUCAAGAAGCCAUAAAUUGGGCUGAUUAAGUUUUAGAAAUAGACCCUAAUCAUUUAGAUACAUUAUAUUGCAAAGCUGAUAAUCUAAGAUUGCUUGGGAAUUACAAAGAUGCAAUUGUUUGGUCUGAUAAGGUAUUAGCUAUAAAUCCUGAACAUACCAGAACUUUACAUUGCAAAGUUAGUUGCUUAAGAUUACUUGGUUAGUAUUAGGAUGCUGCUAUUUGGUCAGAGAAAGCUGUAGUUGCCAAUCCUAAAUCAGUUAAUAUUUUACGUUAGAAAGCUAAUUAGUUAAAAAAUAUGGGGUAGUAUUAGUAAGCACUAGAAUUAGUAGAAAAAGCCUUGGUAAUAGAGCCAAAGCAUAUAAACACUUUAGAUUGCAAACUUUAAUGCAUAUAUUGGCUAGGCAAAAUUGAUAAUUCAAUUGUGUUAUCUGACAAGAUUUUAGAGUUAGAUCCAAGUAAUUUAAAUUCCAUGUGUUGUAAAGCUGAUUGCUUAAGACAAUUGAAAAGGUAUUUGGAUGCUCUGUUAUAUUGUAAUAAAGUAUUGGAGAUAAACCCAAAUCACAUAGAUAUUUUAAGUUGUAAAGCACAAUGUUUAUAUAACCUUAAACAAUACGAUGAGGCAUUAGAAUACAUCAAUAAAGUACUUGCACUGGAUCCAAAUAAUGAGUAAGUCAUUAGUUGUAAAGUGAAUGUGCUAUUGUAAAAGGGAUAGCAUGUAGAGGCAUCUAAGUAAGCUGAUAAGGUUUUAGAAACUAAUUUUUAGAACAAAGAUGUUCUGAUUUGCAAAACGUAGUGCUUACAUUUGUAAAAUAAAAAUAAAGAGGCUCUUAUUUGUGUUGAUUUGGUUCUAGAGAUUGAUCCUAAUCAUGUUCCUACCUUAUUCAUAAAAGCUAAUACCUUAUUUAAACUUGGCCGAUUCUCUGAAGCUCUAGAAUCGACUGAUGCAGUUUUAAAAGUAGACCCAGAUCAUGCUGAAACUAUUCUUUGCAAAUGUAUUCCUCUUUAUUAGUUAGCUAAUUGUUUAAGACUAUUAGGACAACAUUCGGAAGCUCUCAUCUACAUAGACAAAUAUUUAACCAUUGAUCCUACUAACCUAACCGUUAUUGAACAAAAAGGUAUAAAAUACUUUAUAACCUAAUAAGCUCAACUCUUACAUUCAACAGAAAGACAUGAGGAAUCGAAUCUAUGGAUUGAAAAGGUACUUGAAUAAGAUCCAGAUAACAUGAGUAUAUUAAACUAUAAAGCUGAUAAUUUAAGAGCUUUGGGUAAAUGUAAAGAAUCAAUAGUAAUUGCUGAAAAGAUUUUGGCCUAUGAUUCUAAAUCAGUAAAUGCUUUGUUUUGUAAAGCUGAUUGUUUAAAAGCUUAGGGUUAGUAUAAUUUAGCUGAAUAAUGGGUUGACUUUGCAUUAAAGCAUGAUUCCAAACACGUUAACUCAUUGGCUUGUAAGGGUAAUAAGUUCUCAUAAUUAGGUGAAAUAUUAAGGAUGUUUAAACAAUAUGACCAAGCUUUGAAAUAAUUUAAUAUUGCUUUGAGUAUUAACCCUAAUAAUUAUAUUUCUCUUAUUUAAAAAGUGUAGCAAUGGGACUUAUACAAAUUUAGGUGCAUGUCUACAAGAAAUAAAACAAUAUUCAGAAGCAUUAUCAAUCUUUGA